UUUGCUUUUUCAAGAAAUGAAUAACGACGACGUAAUAUGGCACACUAUCAACCAUUCAUUCUGUUCUUUUGUUGUCAAAACUAAAACUGGAAGGUUUUGCAGAAACGAUGACAAUGUGACAGGGUUGUGUAAUCGACAUUCUUGCCCAUUAGCCAACUCACAGUAUGCCACUAUAAAAGAAAGAGAUGGUAUCAUCUACCUGUAUGUCAAGGAACCUGAACGUAUACCUUAUCCUGGUAAACAAUGGGAGCGUAUCAAAUUGCGCCGAAAUAAAGAACAAGCUCUGAAACAAAUCAAAGAGCACUUAUUAUAUUGGGAUAAAUGGAUAAUAAGUCGUGUUAAGCAGAGAUUCUUUCGCACAAGAGAAUAUCUUAAAAAUAUGCGACGUUUAGCCUUAUCAAGACAAAAGAAAUUAGAACCUAUUAAUCGUACAGUUGAAAAACGUGAAUUGAGGAGAGAAGCAAAAGCAUUACGUGUAGCACGCAUUGAACGUACUGUAGAACAAGAACUCUUAGAAAGAUUACGCGCAUCAACAUCUUCCAAGGAAAUAUAUAACAUAGAUCAAUCUGCCUUUGAAAAGGCUCUAGAAGCUGAAGAAAUAAAUGAAGAAGAAUCUGACGAAGAAUACGAGGAUGAAGAAGAAGAAGAAGAAAUCGCUUACACUUCAGGAUCUGAUGUUGAAGAUAUUGAAGAUAUCGGAGUGAUGGAUGAGGAAAAUGAAGAGGAAGCUGAACAUAAUCUUGUUCUGACAAAUCCUAGAAAGAAGCGUAAAGUUACCAUUCACUAUGAAAAAGAUGAAUGAAUCAUUAUCUUAUUUUUACUGUAUAUAUCUUGUAUAUUAAAGUGAAAUAUACUGUGAGUAGCUUUUUAUCUAUACAAAAUUGGAACUGUUUGAAUUCAUUUGUUGAACACCUUUUUGUCACUUUUCAUUAACCCAACUGGUUGUCAUGGUGUG
This is a messenger RNA of Schistosoma spindalis, 955 nucleotides long. NCBI's taxonomy places the organism in Eukaryota, Metazoa, Platyhelminthes, Trematoda, Strigeidida, Schistosomatidae. The record is from the annotation of a GenBank genome assembly.